This is a messenger RNA of Cooperia oncophora, 939 nucleotides long. The record is from the annotation of a GenBank genome assembly. Lineage: Eukaryota; Metazoa; Nematoda; Chromadorea; Rhabditida; Trichostrongylidae.
AUGUCGGAACAUGCAAACAGUGAGACUGGAGGAGCACCACCAGCUAAAAAGAUGUUCGCUUUUAGGCAGUCAGCGUUAGCCGCAAAGGCUGAUCAAUUGUGGAGUCAAAGCAAGUCUGGCUUCGGCUUUGGUAUAACACCGUCUACACACGUUCAUUUGGAGAAGAAAUCACUGGAUGAUGUGCUCGGAAAGAUGGCUGCUGAAAAGAAACUGCGGCAAGAGCAGGAAGACAAAGGUCAACCGAUGUUCGUCUUUGGGUCUAAAAUUUCUGAUCGAGUAGUUAAGGAGGAAAAGCAGACAGCCUCUUCGAAUGGUACUGCCAAUGAUGGAAAGAACGGAGACGAUGCUAAACCGAAAACAGCAGAAGAGCUGUUCAAAUAUGCUGCUCAACAGGAUAAACCUAAGCACGAACAACACGACUUCAUAGCUGAAGCAAAAGAAGCUGCAGAGAAGAAGAAAGAACACGAAAAGCCGAGCACGAGCAUAGUUACGGUGACAACUGGUGAAGAAAAUGACGUCAAUAUAUUCCAGACUGCUUGCAAGUUACAUUCGUUUGAUAAAGAAAAGAAGGCAUGGGUUGAACGAGGCCUUGCUCAUAUACGGAUAAAUCAGAGAAAUGAAGAUGGUGAAAUACACCAUCGUAUAGUGGCUCGAACAACGGGUAAUCAUCGUGUGGUUAUUAACUCGAGAGUACAUGCGGAUAUGUUUUUUGAAAGGGUGGAUCAGAAGCGAUUGAAAAUCAGCGCAACUACGCCGGAUUCCAAUGCGAUGCAGAUUUUCCUCGUCACUAUUGGGUUUUCUAAAACUGCUUUGAAUAUUGACGAGUUUUGUGCGAUUCUCGAUGGUAUACUCAAAAAAGAAAAAGCGUGCGAAUCUCUGAAAAGGAAACGGAAGCCGAAAAGAAGAACAGGAGCUGAAGGAAGGUGUGCUAAAAUGUAA